Messenger RNA from Somion occarium, 2347 nucleotides. The record is from the annotation of a GenBank genome assembly. Lineage: Eukaryota; Fungi; Basidiomycota; Agaricomycetes; Polyporales; Cerrenaceae.
GUCCGGCCGGAAAUCAGACGAGCAACUAGUCUAGGCGACAGCAUGAAACACCAGCGACCCGCGGACUAGAUUUCGGUCGUUGUGUAGACAAGUCUGAGACUCGCAUAGAAACCGAACAAGAAGUUAUACGGGCAGAUGCUGCAACCGUGGCGAUCUGGCUGUCUGCUUCGGUGUACGUCGACCUGUGUCUAAACCCAUCCGAACGAUGUCAGGGUUCUUGACCCACUCGGAAAUCACUUGGUAAGUUCACCCCAUGGGCGGUGACGUGCAAGCAAACAGGGCCAUUUGGUUUGAUGGCCAUAGCACCCGGAAUUACGCUCCAGGCCCGCACGCGGUGAUGCUAGUUGCCAUAUGAGGCUUCCUUGGCUUAUCUCACGCAACCACCAUACGAAAUCAUCCAUGUGCAGAGGGGGGCGUGGUGUUGAACCACUGCUGUCGCCACACAAUUCCAAGGUAACCCCAGCGCAUCUCGCCAGCAACAUUCCAUGCUCCAAGUUUACGCCUUUGCGGAGGUCUGGUGGUUUGACAGUGAGGGAAGGGAUGGUGUAUGCGGGGUAACUGAUAGUUUCCUCCGCGUUUUCGCCGGAAGCGACGACCGGCGAGGUGCGAGGUUAGGGCGACGGACCAAAAAGCUUAAGUGGUAACCUUUGCUUUGCUGGCAGCCAAUCAGGAUGCGCGCUUCAUGGCGAGCCAACAAGAAUCAAAGAUUACUUUUUCCCACACACUUGCCCCGCGCCGAGGGCGUCAACGAGGUUAUAUAGAUGUGUCCGCAUCCAUGCCUUCCUCCGCUCGAUCCUCCGUGCCCCUUCCCCCUACCCUCCUGCCCUUCCUACCUGUCUAACUUAUCAUGGCCCUCGCUUCCGCCAUCGUCGCUCGUAUAUCUUCCCUUUCACCGACCCUUCACGGCUCCUCGGUCGAUUCCGGAGAUGAGAGUGCCAGUAUAAUUUCUUCGCAAGGGACGUGUUCAUCAUCUCUUUCCAGCAGUGCCUCUUAUCCGAAGUCACUGGAGUCAUCUGCCUCAACCUCAUCGUGUCCUCUCGCGAAACCUACCGUGUCAGGUCCUCUACGACCCAACGAACAUCUUGCGGUCCUUGUUUCGAAGCACCAUUGGAAGCCCGAUUCUCAAGCCUCUCACUGUGAUACCUUUAUGUGCCGGAAGAAGUUUACUAUCUUUGAACGCAAACAUCACUGCAGGAAGUGUGGCGGCGUCUUCUGCUCGGACUGCUCGACAAAAGGGACUACCCUUCUUGACACCUCUAAUUUGGAAUUCUUACAUCCACCGCGCAACGUCCCGAUCACGGACUAUGAAUCACCAAAUUCAUCUGUCGUCUUUGCCAGGGUCUGCGACGAUUGUUACGGUCAGAUACAUGGGCGCACGCGUACUCCAGUCAUCGAGCGCUCCGUGACCACUCAUCUAACGCAAGAAGCCGACUCUCGCGCCUCUUCUCCAUCACGGUCUCCAAGAUCCCCUUCAUCACCCUUGCGACUCUCUACAAGGAGGGUACAUACCUCUCCCAGGAUACCUUCAUCACCCCUUCGUUCUUCUCCUCCUUCAUCUGUGCUUGGUGGCUCUCAUGUCCCUGACUCGGACCUUGGCGAGCUUAGUGCGUAUCCUCUCAGGUACUCAAGUGCUAUCUGUAAGGCUACUGGUGGUGGCCGCUGGGAACCGAAACCGGUUAACCUGGUUGGUUACCAACCACCGGGCACUAAGCUUCCCCACGAGAUUGAGCUUGAGCGCGAAGAGGAGGAGAAGCGCAGACGCCGCGAGAAUCCCAUCUUUAGAGAUGGAGGUGCGUUUGACCUGUUCGUUCUCCAUUUGGGGCAGACGACUUAUUCUUCUCUUAGAUUUUCAACUUCGUGUUCCUCAGGAAGUCCAGCCUCGUUCGCUUGGAGGACCCAUUACCCUGUCUACCUUCUAAGCAAGGUCCAUUGCUCGUUCUCGUCUUGUCUAUGCUUGCUAUCGUCUGGUCUGUAUAAUCUUAUAUGUUCAUUAUGGUCUCUUCUCUGGCUCUUGUUGUGUUUUGUGUUCGCUGGAUUAUCUUGCAUUACCUGCUUUAUGCCUUGUGCUAUAGUUGUUACCCCGUCUCUCCUGCUUUUUGAUUCCACCCUGCGCUAUCCCACCCUCCCCCUGUUUAUACCUCCCUUAUACCUGGUAUUGUUGUUCAGGAUCUGUGUCUUUCCCUAUUAGAUGGAGUACGCUCCCUUACCGCACUCGCUGUCUAGUACUGCAUGUACUCCUAUGAUUACUUACUGUAACAUAGCAAUUCAUAUGUUCCUUGCCUAGUUGCGUGAGCUCGGUCAUGAAUAUGCGUCGUCAAAUCUAUCAUUCUAAUUAUUAUUUUUUCGU